AUGACGAUUCAUUUGAAAAAUACAACGUCAUGUAUACUUUACCAAACCCAAACCCAGAUCAAAUAUAUUGAAAAGGUUCAAGAAUGUGUAAAAAUUUUAUCAUAAUCAAUUUUGAUGAAUUAAUUAAAAUUAGAUUAAGAUAUAGUAUAAAAGAUUGAAAGAUUAAUAUAGAAUAAAGAUAUGUAAAUAACAACGAAAAUUAUUAAAGCGUAUACAAAAAGAAUAGUAUAGAAAAAGUAUGAAGAUUUAACAAAUACAACUGAUUCCUUCCUUUAAAGAAAAAUAAACAACACUCUAAGCUUUACAUGAAUGUGUUUUUUCUGCUUAUUAAUUUGAAUAAAAAUUAAAUAGAGAUUAGUUAAAAAUUUUAGAAAUAAAUUUGUACAAUAAAUCUUAAAGGAUCAGUAAUUUAUCUUUUAGAGGGUUAAGAUGUGCUAGUAGAAAUGGAGUUAAAUCUGAUAUUUUUAAUGAAUAUUGUGAUUAAGUAAUACAAGUAUUGAAAAAAUUUUAAAAACCAAUAGAGAGAUAUUUAGAUUUAAUAGAUACUUUGAACUAUUUAUAAAGUUAUAAUUUAGAAGAUACGAUAAAGAAGACAAAGAAUUAAAGAGAUUGGAAUUUAAAGUUAUUAGAAGAUGGUUUUAUAUUGAUUCAUGAGAAAUGUAAUAAGAAUAAAAUAUUAAAUUUGAUUUAAUAAGGUGAAUAAAAUAUAGAGAUAUGAUGAUAUUUAAAAAAACAAUAGGAGAAUAAGAUACUAUAAAAUUACUGAAUGAGAAUGUAAUAUAUUAAGGAGGACAUAAAAAUAAAACAAUAGAUGGUAAAAAUUAUAGUAAAGUUGGUUAGAAUAGAUGUUGUAAAAGAAAAUAAGAAAUAAAAGAUCAGAAAUAGAGAUUUUUAUACAGAUUAUGUUUAGAAAUGAUGAAAUGAUAUAAAAGAACAAUGAUAUAUGUGAGAAACUAGCAAUGGUACUGCUGAAUAGAAUAGGAGAGAUAGAUAAUAUAUCAGAAUUUAAGAAUUUAUUAGAUUGUAUAAAUAUGAAUGAAUGGAAAUUGAUUAAUAGUAAACGUUAAUUAAGUGUAUAAGAGUUAAGAUAAUAGUUAGAGAUUAAAAUGAUAUAUGAUAGAUUUGAGUAGUAAAAGGAGGAAUAAUUAAUAGAGACCAUAAAAUAAUUAUAAAUAUAAGGAUGGACAUUUUAGAGAUAGAAAGAGAUAUUAGAUAAAGUCGAAUAAAAGAGAGGUGAUAAAAAGAAAAUGAUGGGAAAUUUAAAAUAAUUAUUUAAGAGUCUAUAUUAUUAUAGGAUUAAUGUAGAGAGUAUAGAUAUAAAUAAUUUAAUUGAUUAAGAUGAUGAUAAUUGGAGUGAAUAAGUAUUAAGUUUUGGUUUAAUAAGAGGAGCAAAAGAUUACAAUAUUUUAGAGAGUGAAUUUGAAUAGUUAAAUAAUGAUAAUAGGAUUAAAGACAUCUUCAAAAAAAUAUAUGAGAAUAAAGAAAAAGAGUAAUGGAAAUAUGAUGAUAUAAGAGUAUGGGCAGAGUAAGUAAAGAAGUUAGAGAGAGAGAGAUUUAAUGGAAAUGAAUUGAUUAUUGAAUCAUUAGCAGUAAUAAAAUAAGCAAUUUAAAUAUAAUUUAAAUAGAUAGUGAAUUAUUCAUAAAUGAUGAGUGCAUUAAUAAUAUUAAAAGAUAAUGAUAAGAAAGGAGUAUUAUUAUAGGUGAGUACAGGAGAAGGUAAAUCUCUAAUAAUAGGUAUCGUUGCAAUAUAUUAUGGUUUAUAAGGAUUAGAAAUAAAUAUACAUACUAGUUCUUUUGUUUUAGCAGAGAGAGAUUGUAAAUACUUAAAACCAUUGUAUGAAAUGUUUAAUCUUUCAUGUAAAUAAAAUAGAGAUAGAUCAAAAUAUAAAAAAGGAGAAAAGUAAUGUUAUAAAAAAGACAUAGUACAUGGUGAUGUAUCAUAAUUUUAAUUUGAUUCUUUAAGACAUCAUCAUAAUUAAUUAAAUACUAUGGGAAAUAGAAAUAUGUAAAUAGCUAUUAUUGAUGAAGUUGAUAGUAUGCUUAUUGAUGAAAGUUCCAAAUUUGCAAGAUUAUCUACUAAAAUUGUAGGUAUUGAACUACUUUAACCAAUAUAUCUUCUCAUUUGGUAAUGAAUCAAUAUUCUAGAACAAAAAAUAGUAUUUAUUGAUUCUAAAUAUUAUUAUUUUCAAUAUGGAAAAGUUAAUUAUACAGAAAAAAACAAAAGUUUAUCAAUAUUUGGGGAGGAUGGAAAGAUAAUUUAUGAAUUUGGCAAUCUCGAAUAAUUAGUUAAGAUUUAAGAAUUUUCAGAAAUAGGAUAAGAGAUUUAAAAUAUAGAUGAAUUUAAAGAAAAACAUUUAGUAGAUUAUAUUAAUAAUAUAAUUGAUAAAUCUAAAUUAAUAAUGUUGCCUACUUAUUUUAAAUAAUAUGUUAAACUUAAAUUACAUAGUUGGAUACACAGUGCUAUAUUAGCAAUGAAAUAUAAAGAAGAUAUUCAUUAUAUAAUUUGUUAAGGUGAUAUAAAACCUGUUGAUUUUCAAAAUACAGGAGUCAUUUAAGAUUAUACAUAUUGGGGAAAUGGAUUACAUUAAUUUCUAUAAAUAAAACAUAAUUUAGAAAUUACAUCUGAAACUUUAUUGACAAAUUUUUUAUCAAAUGUUGGAUAUUUUAAGAAAUAUAAUGGUAGAUUAAUUGGUUUGACUGGUACAUUAGGUUCAAAAAAUACAUAAGAUAUGUUAAAAGAGGUUUAUAAUGUAGAUUUGAUGUUGAUACCAUAAAAUAAUUAUAAAUUAUUUCAUGAAUUACCUUUAUUGAUUGUAAAUUAAAAGAAAUGGUUAUAAUAGAUAAUAAAUUCAUCUAUUAAUGAAUGUUUAAAUAAAAGAGGAGUUCUAAUAAUAUGUGAAACAAUUUAAACUGCAAGAGUCAUUUAUAAUCAGUUGAUUUCUAAGCAUGCUAAAAUCAAAUUGUAUGAUAGGAAUAAUAAUAAUUAAGAGAAAGAAAUUGAAAAAAUAUAAUCAGGUUAUAUAUUUGUUGCAACAAAUCUUGCAGGUAGAGGUACUAAUAUAAAUUCUAAUGAUAUUGAAAAUUAUGGAGGAUUACAUGUGAUAUUAACAUUUAUGCCUUCUAAUUAAAGAAUUGAAGAAUAAGCUUUUGGAAGAACUGCUAGAUAUGGUAAUUUAGGUACUGGUUAAAUCAUAUUAAAUGAAUAACAUCUAAAAUCUUUAGGUUAUUCAUUAUAAGAUUAUUAAUCUUUAAAAAUAUAAAGAGAUUAAUUUGAAUAUUAGAAACUUUAAGAAUUUAAAUUAAAUGAAAUAAAUUAAAAAGAAGAAUACUUUUAAUAAUAUUGUAAUCUCUUAGAUUAAUUAAGAUCAAAAAUUAAUUCUUCAAAUGAAUUAACUUAAUAAGAAAAAUUUUAUUCUUUUUCUAACAUUGAAGAAAGAUGGGCUCUCUUUUUACUUGAAUUGGAAGACAAAAAUUUAUAAGAUAAUAAACCUUCAUUUGAUGAAUUUCGGAUUUCUGUUAUUUAAGAUGUUGAUAAUAAAUAAAUCAUAACUAAUCCUUUUCAUUAAAUAGAUAUUUUAAAUCAUCAAGUUAAUAAAUCUCUAUAUUCUAAUAAUAUUUAAAAUAGUAUAAAUAAGUAUAAAACAUUUAACACCAACAAUGAUUAAUUUGCAACAGUUUAUUUAGAAUAAGCUUAUCUUAUUAUCAAGAGUAACAUUAAUAAUAAAAAAAAUGAAGCGCUUCAACUUCUAUAAAAAGGAUUAGAUCUAAUAACUUAAGAAGUANAGUAAGUAAAGAAGUUAGAGAGAGAGAGAUUUAAUGGAAAUGAAUUGAUUAUUGAAUCAUUAGCAGUAAUAAAAUAAGCAAUUUAAAUAUAAUUUAAAUAGAUAGUGAAUUAUUCAUAAAUGAUGAGUGCAUUAAUAAUAUUAAAAGAUAAUGAUAAGAAAGGAGUAUUAUUAUAGGUGAGUACAGGAGAAGGUAAAUCUCUAAUAAUAGGUAUCGUUGCAAUAUAUUAUGGUUUAUAAGGAUUAGAAAUAAAUAUACAUACUAGUUCUUUUGUUUUAGCAGAGAGAGAUUGUAAAUACUUAAAACCAUUGUAUGAAAUGUUUAAUCUUUCAUGUAAAUAAAAUAGAGAUAGAUCAAAAUAUAAAAAAGGAGAAAAGUAAUGUUAUAAAAAAGACAUAGUACAUGGUGAUGUAUCAUAAUUUUAAUUUGAUUCUUUAAGACAUCAUCAUAAUUAAUUAAAUACUAUGGGAAAUAGAAAUAUGUAAAUAGCUAUUAUUGAUGAAGUUGAUAGUAUGCUUAUUGAUGAAAGUUCCAAAUUUGCAAGAUUAUCUACUAAAAUUGUAGGUAUUGAACUACUUUAACCAAUAUAUCUUCUCAUUUGGUAAUGA
Molecule: messenger RNA, 4391 nt
Organism: Paramecium sonneborni
Lineage: Eukaryota; Ciliophora; Oligohymenophorea; Peniculida; Parameciidae
Source: the annotation of a GenBank genome assembly